AUGGGUGUGGUGCUUAAGAAGUCGCACAACGUCAGUCUAUGCGGCCUUUCACCAACCCACAGUUACAGUACAUUCUCGACAGUAAAUAUGACAUCUCAGAAUCUUUAUCUUCCAAGUGUCUCCACUCUUCCAGCGUUCACUCACUCGUUUUAUCAUUACGGAUACUUCAACCCAGACAUGUCCACCUCUCUUUACGGAAAUGGCUCCAGUACAUGGUCAAGUUAUGAGAGUCCAUAUAACCACCAAAGAUUUCAAGGCAUCCCCUACCAACCCGCAGAUGAAGAAAAACCAACUCAGUCAUAUAUUGGUCUGAUUGGAAAAGCAAUUUUAAGCUCCCCUCAGCAGAAACUUGUUCUUGGUGAUAUCUACAACCACAUUCUAACAAAUUACCCUUACUUCAGGAAUAGAGGAACUGGAUGGCGUAACUCCAUACGCCACAACUUAUCGUUCAAUGAUUGCUUUGUUAAACUGGGUCGGUCUCUAAACGGCAAUGGACACUUCUGGGCAAUCAAUCCUCUAAACUAUGAGGACUUCAGUCGGGGAGAGUACAAACGUAAAAGAGCCACAAGAAGAAACCGAGAGAGAAACGAGACUGAGAUAAGGACAAUAGAAAUUUUGAGAAAAUGUCCAGCUUCUCUAAGGAAGGCUAAAAGUUCUACACAAAAUAGAGGUUUUCACAUCGACACACUUCUAUCCAAGUAA
This is a messenger RNA of Stylophora pistillata, 702 nucleotides long. Its product is annotated as forkhead box protein C2-like. Lineage: Eukaryota; Metazoa; Cnidaria; Anthozoa; Scleractinia; Pocilloporidae. The record is from RefSeq and is a predicted model, not a curated record.